AUGUCUAGUGGCUUGGGUCAACGACCACUCUCCGAAGUGAGUCCUAUGGCACAGCGACGCAACUCACCUAGCUGGAACCAAUCUACGAAGAUGCCUCACGGCGCCAAAUCUACCUUUGACAACUCGCCCUUGAACAAUACCAACACCCGUCAAUUUUGGAAAGGCCGAGAGUCACCAUCCCCGUUCGCGAAGGGCGCGGAAAAUCGCGCGCCAUAUGACCCCGAUUCUGUUUAUGUGCCUUCCAAGCGUCCCUCUCUCGAAGACCUGAAGCGCGCUUCGCGUGUCAAGAAUAACAGCAUGUUCCAAAGCGGACAAGAAUACGACCCUACCCAAGUCUCCCUUCCUCACAGGCCACUGGCGGCUCAUCGCACUUCAGAUCACGAUAGUGCAAAGUCACAAGUUAAAGAAGAGAUUACCAUGGACCCACCACCACGGCCAAUGUCGCCGAGUAAAGAUCAACCAUCUCCCAGCAAAUCUUCGUUGUCAAAGGGAACCCGCUAUGGCAAAGGCUUCGACCCGCAACAUGAUAUUUGGUCAGAGUAUGACAGCGCUGGACAGCGUCUUUCUAAGAGUGUCAAGUUCGAUGUUGCGCCGCCACAGGUCAAUGAAUACGAGAUGCGCACCCCAGACCUUGCUUCCGUCGCGUCAGAUUCCCGAGAGAACAGCUAUGACUCGGAAGAGGAGGGAGACGUCAGCUUUGACCACGAUACCUCAUUUGAGCGUGAUGAUAGUUUUGAUGCUUCUCUUGAGGAUAUUGAGAAGACGCCCGUGGUUCUACCCGACGAUUGGAGAUUCAUGACACCCGAUAGCGUCCAUGAAGAGGGAGAGUCAUUUGCUGAGUCUAUCGAAGACGAGGAGACUCCGAGCGAAGAAAUUCCACCCAAGGCUAAUACAAGCUCGACCCACACGAGAGUCGAAUCGCUCGACUCUAAUGGAGAGCGUCGCCCACUCCCCCCACUUCCAUCACUCUCGCGACUGUCUCUUUCUGGUGCCACAUCACCAGGAAGUGGUGCUGGGGCAUUUGAGCUUGGUAGCACAGGUCACCGAUCUUUGCCUGCGGCGGCUUCCUACAGCAAGGCUGACAUUGGUGGUGACAUGACCUUGGAGGAGCGCCUGAAACUGAUGAUGUUCGAUGAGAAGGAGGUGGACGAGAAGGAGUCUAGCGACGAGACUGCCAUCAUCGAGAAGGCCCGUGUCGAAGUUCAUCGAGCUAGCGAAGAGAAUAUUGAGAGCGAGGAGGGAAAUGCGGCCGAAAACACCAAUGGAGACUUGUUCUCGCCUCCGCGCAUCUCUCGCGACUCCAUUUUGAGAGACUUGCGCAAGGGAGACGCCUUUGAACAUGACGAUUUCUCUGACGAGGAGUCUCAGCUGCCGUCCAGUCCUCACUCCUACCAACAUUACGACCCGGAUGUUCCCAUUCCCUCUCUUGAGGACGACGACGAUGACGAUGAUUCCUCCAGCGUGAUUGUCAAAGAAGAGGCUCGAGAUGACUCACUCUAUGCAAUCACCGACUACUACCAGCAUCUUUCGAAUAGCAGUCUUUCAUCUCGAGACCAACGGGCGACAUAUGACGAUGAAAGUAACUACUCGCUUAGAUCUGCCGCUGAAGCUGCUGGAUUGAAGGCCGAGCCGGAGGAGACCAGAGAAGCGACCCCAACCAUCCAAAACACAGCCGAUGAUGUUGUUGGCGAGGUCAAAAUGGAACGGGAGGCAUCCGAGCCGAUUGAGAAUAUUCCAAUGGACGCUUCGUCAAGCGGCCACGGUUACUCGGGUGAUCGUCCUGUCACCCCCGACAUCAAAGAAGAGCCGGUCUCUGAGCCUUCUUCGCCUGAAUCUGUCAUUCGCCACGCUCUGGAUGUCAAUGAGAACGCUGAAGAAUCGGUUGAAGACGAAAAACUUGAGGAGGAAGCCGGUAGUUCUUCGGACGAGGCUAUUCCGGAACCCGUUGCGACUAUUCGCGCCCCUGGUGCUGGCUUGAAGGCUCGGCCAUCAUUGACACCUGCCGAUGUAGAGUCCAUGGCAGCGACUCGCCGCAAGAUCAGUGGACAGUACCCGCCCACUGUACCUUCCUUUGCGAAGCAGGCCUCAGAUGAAUCCGAGCAAUCCGAUCAGGAGGAGGACAAGCCAACUGAGCUCCCUCCCAAACUGGAGCUACCCCCGAGUCUCACUCAACGGCAAACCAGCCUGGUGAAGCUCGACAUCCCUUUCAGCAUCCAGGAAGAAAGCCUUGGUCUAGGCCUCAGCAAGGAAUUUGACCGUGUCAUCGAGUCCCAAAAGGUUGCGUUCGAAAUCGCCCUUUCCGAAAGCCAUGCCCGCCUUUUACCGGUUCCCAAGGCUCAAGCCCAGCCGGUCCCAAACUCCCCUACUCAUAUCCACGGGCAUGCUCUUACUCAGUCAUUCACUAACGAUUUCUACCCCAAGCAGAGAGGUUAUCUGAUGAGACAGAACACGAAGGUCGUGAUUGCCAGCAACCGAAAUGAUGACGAGCCAAUGACCCCAACCGAUCAAAUUCAAUUCGACACUCGUGGCACCCGUUCUGCUGGAUCUUCCCCACGAAAAGCCAGCCAACAGACAUGGACGACUGUGCCUUGGAAUGGUCAACCACGACGACCCAGUGUUAAACUGGCAGGCAGCAUCCCAAAGAAGAAGCCUGUGCCUGGCGCCGUCCCUCCCCUUCCUGGUCAACCAAGCAACGUCCAGGAGCCUCCUGCGACUAUCGAUGAGAAUGAGCAGCUGAUCACUGACGCAUACGAGGAGGGAGAAGAGCGCGGCCGACUGUUUGUCAAGGUCGUUGGCAUCAAGUAUCUCGAUCUGCCUAUGCCUCGCGGUGAACGUUCUUACUUUGCUUUGACUUUGGACAACGGUCUUCAUUGCGUGACAACCUCUUGGCUCGAACUAGGCAAAUCUGCCCCAAUUGGCCAAGAGUUUGAACUAAUUGUGCAAAAUGACCUCGAAUUCCAGCUGACCCUGCAAAUGAAGGUUGAUGAGAGCAAGUUCUAUCCUCAGGAGGCUCCCGAAACUCCUCGCCAGAAGACAUCGGCUCUUAGCCGGGUCUUUGCCUCUCCCCGCCGUCGCAAGGAGAUUGACCUGAAGCAACAGCUGCAGACGCAGCAGCAAAAAGCAAACAACGUCAAUGCCCCCGUUUACGAACGGCUAAGAAACCUUGUCUCCCGAGAUGGUAGCUUCGGUCGUGCUUAUGUUGCAUUGAGCGAUCACGAGAAGAUGGCCUUUGGCCGUCCGUACACUGUCGAUAUUGCAUGCUUCAACGAGUGGGCAGUUGAUGAGCAACCGAGCAGUGUCAAGAGUAAGAAGAGCGCUACCAGUGUUGCGGCCCAGCGACGACCUCCGUACAAGAUCGGCAAGCUCGAAUUGCAGUUGCUCUUCGUGCCCAAGCCCAAGGGCAGCAAGGACGAAGACAUGCCGAAAAGCAUGAAUGCUUGCAUCCGCGAGAUGAAAGAUGCAGAAAGUAUGGCGGCGCGUUCCUGGGAGGGCUUCCUCUCACAGCAAGGCGGCGAUUGUCCGUUCUGGCGCCGUCGUUUCUUCAAGCUACAGGGCUCCAAACUCACAGCAUACCAUGAGACUACCCGCCAGCCCCGAGCCACUAUCAACUUGGCGAAGGCGGCCAAACUCAUAGACGAUCGUCCUUCUUUGACCCAAAAGGAGACCAGCACUAGGGGUGGUGGUCGUCGCAAGUCUGCAUUCGCAGAGGAAGAAGAAGGCUACAUGUUUGUCGAGGAAGGUUUCCGCAUCCGCUUUUCCAACGGCGAAGUCAUCGACUUUUACGCCGAUUCGCCCACGGACAAGGAAGGCUGGUUGCGAGUGUUGUCCGAGGCAGUUGGCAAGGGCUCUUCAACUGGUGGCGGUGCCCUCAAGCCUUGGGCUGAGAUGGUGCUCAAGCAUGAGAGCAAUAUGAAGGCUCGACGCAAGACAGCCGAUCGUCUUCCUCCUAGCGGAAUUCCUGUUCCACAGUUCUCCGCUACCGGGAAACGUACAAGCAUGAUGGGAGCACCACCACCACCUGCUUCUGCUGGGUCUGGGGCGCAGGCGCCUCAGCCUCAGCCUCAGUCUCCUAGACCUCGACACAAGCACACCUUUUCGCAACCUGAGCUCCCCAGCGCUGAGGCUCGUCGCCAGAAGACCCGGUCUCUUCUUUUCUGA
Molecule: messenger RNA, 4158 nt
Organism: Penicillium diatomitis
Lineage: Eukaryota; Fungi; Ascomycota; Eurotiomycetes; Eurotiales; Aspergillaceae
Gene: bud4
Exons: 4
Coding region: 1-4158 (1385 amino acids)
Molecular function (GO): GTP binding
Source: RefSeq, a predicted model, not a curated record